GUUUCAUUCCCGAUUAUUUAGGAGUCCAUUUUAUGGUUAUCCUGGUUUUGCAGUUAUAAUCAUAGCAAAUGGAAAUUAUGAUAAACUUAUAUAGAUGUUAUUAUUAUAAUUUGUUAUUGGCACGAGAAUAUAGAUUUAAAAGUCAGCGAAAUGGGUAACACCAAAAUAUAUUCAAGAACAUUAAGGGCUAUUUGAUAAAAAUCAUAAUUAAUCAUAUAAUUGAAGAUCAGGAUCGAUAUCAAAUGGAGCCAUCAAGUAAUUCUAAGAAUCAGGACCUAAAGCAUGAAAAAAUUGAUGUUCAAGUUGAGCAGCUUCCAAUAGCAGUAGAGGAUCAUGAGAUCCUAGGGGAAUACAUUAAGAUUGAUCAGAAAAUGCUUCCAACUGACAAACAGGAUCUUGAGAUGAAACAGCAGACUGAAAUUCAGGAGCAAAGGGAUCAACAGCAGGAUGUGGGGAGCCAGUUGCCACCUAGGCAUCUCAAUGGUGCCGCCUCCCAAUCGACUCAACUGCGUCCAAGUCGCGUGACGCCACCCAUGCCGUCGGAGGAAACGAUGCGCCACUCCAUAGCCGACAACCUUAUGGAGAUCCUGGUAAAUAUGACUAAACCGCAGCAUCGACAGCGCUGCUUUUCCCUCUUGCAGGUGGGCGAUGCUCUGCAGGCACGCAGUCGCAUCCUGGCCGUCCUGCAGCAAAUCGACGAGAGGCGCACCACUCGCAGAUGA
This is a messenger RNA of Drosophila santomea, 722 nucleotides long. RefSeq lists its product as uncharacterized. The transcript has a single exon. Lineage: Eukaryota; Metazoa; Arthropoda; Insecta; Diptera; Drosophilidae. The record is from RefSeq and is a predicted model, not a curated record. Bases 243 to 722 code for a protein of 159 amino acids.